Nerophis lumbriciformis (worm pipefish) is the source of this 795-nucleotide messenger RNA. The record is from RefSeq and is a predicted model, not a curated record. Lineage: Eukaryota; Metazoa; Chordata; Actinopteri; Syngnathiformes; Syngnathidae.
AUGUCGGCGGUGAUCGACGAAGACUACGAUGACUCUCCGGCCAGCACGGACCCAAGGAUGAUCCUGCAAGUGCGACUGCGCUGCGCAGAAGGUUCCGUCCGGUGGUCCUACCCGGGCCGAGCUCUCCGUGUGAUCUUGGAGCCCAACUUGUGGUCCUCCUCCUCGGCGCGUGACACCCUCUGCAUCAAAGCGGCCCCGACCUUCGGCGGGGCCACCCUGUUCGUCCGUCGCAGCGGAAAGCUGGAGCCGCUUCUGGCGGACGGCGAGGGAGAGGAAGGCGCCAGCUGCUUCCGGACGGACGGACCGCGCGUGCCUCCCAUCUACAUUCAGACGGGCCCGAGUCCAAGUCUGAUGGGCUUCAGGUAUGAAUUGACGGCCGACGGGAUAGCUGCGAUGAGCUCGGAUCGCGCCGCUUCAUGUCGCCCGUGCAACGACACGGAGCUUCUGAUGGCAGUCUGUACCAGCGACUUUGUGGUCCGAGGCUUCAUCGAGGGUGUCCGUCACCGUCCGGAUCUUCAAAUCUCACUGGUGGACGUGUCGGCGACGAAGGUCUGGCGGCAGCGUGGCGGCCUCUUUGAGCGGGAGGCUCCUCGAUCGCCGCGGUGGCGCGGCGUCAUCCGCGCUCACCUACGGUGCGGCGUGAAGCCCGGUGAAGGCCAGUUUCUUUUUACUGGCUGGGAACACUUCUGGGAAGCGUGGUUGGGCUGCGCCCCGCAUUAUAAAGACUUCCUGGAUGUCUACCGGAACGCUAAAGUGGGACUUCGGAAUCCCUGUGUUUUCCGUUUGGAUGAAUAG